GUUCCUUUCGAGCACAACGGGUGCUCUGGAAUCGUGGGAUAACAUGUGUGAAUGGACUGAAAUGUCAACGUGAAACGAAAUUGUUCCUAGCUAGUUAACAAGUUGGGUAAUUCUAAAUCGGUACUGUUAUUGAAACGUAUGUCUUGUAUUCUAUGAAUCUGUCAGCCAAGGCAAACCGUGUGAAGUGUGGUAAGCUGGUUGGGUGAAGCCAUAUUUAUUUAGAGUUGCACAUUAAACUGUGCUAGCUAGAUUGUAACUUUUUACCGAGAAAUACCGAGGUAUGAAGCGCUUGUACAUCGGUGGAUUGGGCCACGCAAUUUCCCAAAAAGAUCUGAAAGACAGAUUUGGAAAAUUUGGCGAAGUGUCAGAUGUGGAAAUCAUAACAAGGAAAGAUGAAACGGGACUCCCUGUGAAGACAUUCGGUUAUAUCAACAUUAACAUCUCGGAUGAAGCUUUAAGAAAAUGUAUGACCGUAUUAAAUAAAUCUAAAUGGAAAGGGGGAACACUGCAAAUUGAAAUUGCAAAAGAAAACUUUUUGCAGAGGCUGGCAGUAGAACGGCAACAGGCGACCGAGAAGACUCAGUUUACAAACAUUGAGCAAAAAGAGAAGUUGGUGGAGUCUUUCAAGAAGGCUGGCGUGGAGAAUUUCCAUAUGAAAGCUGCAGUUCCCGGGACAGAGAUUCCAGGCCAUAAGGAUUGGGUUGUGAGUAAAUUUGGGCGGGUUCUUCCAGUUCUUCAUCUCAAAGAUCAAGGCAAGAACAAGGUUUUUAAGUACGACCCGUCGAAGCACAGCCACAACAUCAAGAGGCUGGAGAACGAGGCCGACGCGCCGACCCUAACACCGGUGUCUCAGCUGACCUGGGAAAUCCUGGACGGCGACGAUGACAUCAGCAAGAAAAGACGAGGCGAGUUCCCCCCGCAGAAAGCGCGACCUAAGAAGAUCCGGAAGGAGUCGCCGUGUGAAGUCACCGAAAACUCUCGUUCUGUGGCGAAGCACAAUGGCCACGGCACGGAGCUUCGCGGGGCCUCUGCGGGAGAUGAAGCGAACUCGCACAGAGUCAGCCGUUCUGGUGCAAAUACUCUUUUAAAGCAGAAGGUGACUUCUCUAAAUGGUCCUGCGCAAGAGAAGGAGAACCCCGUUCUAAAAAGGCAAACAAAAUUCCUGUACGUGUUCGACAACGAGGCGGAUUCCGAUGAGGAAAUCCGUACGCUGGUGGCGCGAGAGAACGCACGGACCAAAGACGCGGGCGUGGAGGAGGACGAGGACGCUCUGGAAGUGGUCGGGGACGACUUCGCCGUUAAACCCAGUCUGGGUUCCUGGGCCGGGCAGAACUCGAAGGGCGGGCUCGCCGCGGGAGGGUGCGGGGAGCCGGGAGACGAGCGGGAGUAUGACUCGGCCGACACGGAUGAAAUCCUCACGCAGCGCAAAGCGCCCGCCGCCCCCGUGAAGCAGAAGGAAGCUGAGGCUGGUCGCACCCCGCCGAGCCCCCCUGGGGCAGCUUCAAACAAAAGCGACUCUAAACCUGGCGCACGCAAAAGGAAACAGAAGCAGGGAAGUGAAGUGCUCUCAAAGCAGCCAGCCUGUGUAACUGAGUCGAGAAAAGAGGGAUCCGAGGAGUGUCAGGAUUCCGGUUCUGAUUCUGGUUCUGAUUCAGAGGGAUCACAGGAGUGUCAAGAUUCUGGUUCUGAUUCUGAUUCAGAGGGAUCGCAGGAGUGUCAGGAUUCUGGUUCUGGUUCUGGUUCUGAUUCAGAGGGAUCACAGGAGGGUCAGGAUUCUGAUUCUGAUUCUGAGUUGGAUUAUGAAACCAUGGUGGCCAGUUGCCAGCGUAUAGAGCUGUCUCUUGCAGAUUUGGAGCAACUUGCGAAGGAGGCUGCCAUGGCCGAGGAAGAGGAAAGUGGGGGUUGCCAAGAGUCCGAUUCACAAGCUGGAUCAGGACAAGGGGGCGCCUCGACGGCUCCACUAACAAAGAAAGGCACCACGCCGGAGGAGAUUCUGGCGGCCAUUUUGGAGGAGGACAGCAGCGAUGAGGAAAGCGCGAAGGGCAAGGGGAAGAAAAAGAAGAGGCAGAACAAGAGCCAACCCCCGAGUCUCCCUGCUUUCCCGGGGACCAGGGCUCUUUCAGAGACCGCUCCAGCUGCUCUGCCAGGUCUCCGCCCGAAGAGGAGCGGAGACGAUGAAGAGCGAGGGGCCACCGAGGCCAAGAAGAAACCGAAACUGGAACGCGCGCUCCCGUCGUCUGACUCCGGUGAGUCGAAUUCGGGUGCCAGCAGCUCUGAUGGUGACGAAGAGGAAGAUCCCAAACGCCGACCGUCUGCAGGAGAUACGGACGGAUCUGCUCCUAAACGCGAGGUCUCAUUGAACGGCUCUGAGGCCUCUAGGGCUGUGCCAGCGACUGAGCGGGCGGGGGCGACGGACGAAGCCUCAACGAAAGAUUCAACGAGCGCGACCGCCAAGCGGUUAGAGGGGAAAACGUUGGCGUCGGCGGAAGGCAGGAAGCCUUCCCAGAAGCCGGUCUGCGCGGAGGACGUUCGGCAGAAGCAGAUGCAGGAUAACCUGAAGCGCCUGGCUGCACUGGAGCAGAAGCAGAAGGAGGCGGAGCAGCAGAAGAAGCUCAUCCAAGGCGCCCUCUCCACCUUGGAUGCACCAGCAGCGGGCAAAGGAAAGCACAUUGUGUUUGACUCUGAGGACGAGGACGAGGGAGAGGAGGCUGCUGAGCAGAGCUCUGUGGAACAACACAAGCCUACAAAGAGUCUUUUUGAGGAGUCAGAGUCCUCCACAGAGGAGCCCGGUGAAUUGGCUUCCGUCACUGGGGCGAAACAGGGCCUCAGGGUAAAGGACUUUGAAAAGGAAAUGGGCAGCAAGCUGUUUGACAGUGAAGACGAUGAUGAUGAUGAGGAGGCUGAUGACGAAGACGACGGCGAUGAAGCACGGUUCCAGAUUAAGCCGCAGUUUGAGGGUAAAUCUGGACAGAAGCUCAUGCGGUUGCAGGCUCGGUUCGGGACGGACGAGCGGUUCCGCAUGGACUCCCGGUUCCUUGACAGCGAUGAUGAGUCCAACAUUCCAGAAGAGACGUCCUCUCGCGCCGAUGUGGAAGUGCAGCUAGAGGAAGAGAAGCAGAAGAAUCUGGACAUCUUACAAAGUCUCCUGAACAUCAACGUCCAACGCGCAGCCACCAGCAAAGAAGCAACCAAGAGCAAACAGUUCAGAGAUAUCUCUGCCCUGCACUACGAUCCCACGCGAGAAGAGCACGCCGCCUUUGAGAAGAAAAGCGAGGAGCCCAAAAAAGACAGCAAGGCAGCGAGACGCAAGAAACGUGAGGAGGCAGAGAAGUUGCCGGAAGUCUCCAAGGACAUCUACUACGAUGUGGCCGUAGACCUGAAAGAGGCUUUUGGAUCUCAGAAAGAAAAGAUUGAGAUGAAACCGGCUGUAGCCUGGGAUAAGGAGGAGGAGGCGGAACAGGAGGAAGGGGAUGAAGAGGAACAGGAAGAGGAGGAAGAGGAGGAGGUGGAGAAGGAUGCUCCAGAGGAGAAGGCAUCUGUGGAGCUUUCUCUGUCCUCUGCGAAUGCGAGUGCCACGAAUGCAGAAUCAACGGGCUUCCAGUUCUCAUUCUUCGGAAAUAAUGCCACAGAGGAUACUACAGUGAAAGAUGACUAUAAGAUCGAGAUACUAAAGGGAGCAAAACAGCCGUGGCAGGAGAACCCCUGCUUUCGAGACAGCUCUGAGGACGAAGACGAGGACAAGAUGGAGGAAGGCGCUGGAGAUCAAUCUGCUUCCGUCAACGCUACAGAGGAACCAGUGGUGGCAAAGAAAAGGUUUUUCUUUUUCUUCCAAGAUGAUGAGCGGUUAAAAGAGGGGCCAAAGAUGUUCUGUAGAUCAGCAAAGUUGGAGGACCAGAGGGAACACUGGGAAGUGAAGAGAACCACUCUGAUUGAGGAGUACAGGAAGAAGCACAAGGAUGCACGACGAAGAAUCAAGGCUUCACAGAAGAGCUGAACAGAAUCGCACAGAAUGCCGCCAGAUUUUUUUCUUUUUUUUGACGUUUCACGGUUCCUUGUCAAAGUAAUUUGACCACUCAAUUUUGGAACAAAGUUGUUUCAGUCAAAAUCUCCAGUUGCUUCUUUUUUUUGGAAAUAAUUUAUUUUUACCAUUGCCUUUUUUUGAUGGUUUAUACAAUGUUUGUAUAUAAAAAAAAAUAUGAACAGUAUUAUUUUCAUUGUUGAUGACAAAUAAAAUGGAGAUCUUUCUA
Conger conger (European conger) is the source of this 4247-nucleotide messenger RNA. It is a transcript of the gene nol8, whose product is annotated as nucleolar protein 8. Lineage: Eukaryota; Metazoa; Chordata; Actinopteri; Anguilliformes; Congridae. The coding region runs from base 281 to 3994 and encodes 1237 amino acids. Gene Ontology annotation, molecular function: RNA binding. The transcript has 16 exons. The record is from RefSeq and is a predicted model, not a curated record.